UAGCAACCUAGUCUCUCAUUAGGGUUUCCGUCUUCCUCAGACCAGACACAACAGCUCCGUUCGAAAAUGGUGAAGGGUCGCCAGGGAGAGCGCGUCAGACUGUAUGUACGAGGAACUAUUCUCGGAUACAAGAGGUCGAAGUCCAACCAGUAUCCAAACACCUCGCUUAUCCAGAUCGAGGGUGUGAACACCAAGGAGGAGGUGUCAUGGUACGCAGGCAAGCGCAUGGCGUACAUCUACAAGGCGAAGGUAAAGAACAACGGCACCCACUACCGGUGCAUUUGGGGCAAGGUCAUCAGGCCACAUGGUAACAGUGGCAUCGUGCGCGCCAAGUUUAAGUCUAACCUCCCUCCCAAAUCCAUGGGAGCUAGAGUUAGAGUUUUCAUGUACCCCAGCAAUAUUUGAGUUCUCUUUUAUGUCUGGCCUGCAGUUUGGUUACGUAGAUGCUAGAUUGGAGAUCAGAGGUGAAAUAGUCAAAUUUUGUAUGAACUCCAGAGCCUAGUCUUAAUGGUGUUGUACUCGGGAUUUUUUUGCUCACUUUGGUUAUUAAUGGAUAUGUAACAUUCAUGGUAAUGCUAAUACCAGUUUUGGAUUGGGAGUUGUUAGUAUUU
This is a messenger RNA of Corylus avellana, 611 nucleotides long. Its product is annotated as large ribosomal subunit protein eL33w. NCBI's taxonomy places the organism in Eukaryota, Viridiplantae, Streptophyta, Magnoliopsida, Fagales, Betulaceae. Gene Ontology annotation, cellular component: ribosome. The record is from RefSeq and is a predicted model, not a curated record. Gene Ontology annotation, biological process: translation. Gene Ontology annotation, molecular function: structural constituent of ribosome.